Xenopus tropicalis (tropical clawed frog) is the source of this 1940-nucleotide messenger RNA. It is a transcript of the gene anapc16, whose product is annotated as anaphase promoting complex subunit 16. Lineage: Eukaryota; Metazoa; Chordata; Amphibia; Anura; Pipidae. The transcript is spliced from 5 exons. The record is from RefSeq and is a predicted model, not a curated record. Gene Ontology annotation, cellular component: nucleus; anaphase-promoting complex; cytoplasm. Gene Ontology annotation, biological process: protein ubiquitination. Bases 222 to 671 code for a protein of 149 amino acids.
CUCCCACACACGGUCACGUGGCUGUGACAUCCGGGCUGCUUAUUAGUGGAGCUGCUGCGGCCUGUCCAGAGAAGGGAACAGGAAACCGGAAAGUGGGAUUGUGGUGGCGCAGGGUUUAAAUGGCAGAGAGGUGCAGUACAACACGAGAAAGGGAUUGCUAGAGCUCUGUCACCUUCCUCGCUUAGCCAAGCCGUUGCCUUUUGUCAGGGCACAAACCAAACAUGUCCACUGUGCGUAACUCCUUAAUUACGUUGACAAGGGCAACACCCGGAAGUGUUCGCGAGAGUGGGGUGCCAGGAGCUGGAGAUUUUAGCAGAAUGGCUGCCUCCUCUUCAUCCUCUUCAGCUGGUGGAGUAAGUGGGAGUUCUGUUACUGGAUCUGGAUUUAGCGUUUCAGAUUUAGCUCCUCCAAGGAAAGCGCUGUUCACUUGCCCAAAAGCAGCUGGAGAAAUGUUAGAAGAUGGUUCAGAGAGGUUCCUGUGCGAGUCAGUUUUCAGCUAUCAGGUUGCAUCCACCUUAAAGCAGGUGAAGCAUGGUCUAAUUUUUUCAGAUCAGCAAGUAAGUCGCAUGGAGAAGCUGGCUGGUUUAGUAGAAGAGCUUGAAGCAGAUGAAUGGCGGUACACCCCCAUAGAGCAGCUUUUGGGAUUCACCCCAUCUUCUGGUGGAAAGUGACCAAAAUGAAGACUAUUUGGACUAUUAACUCCAACCUGUAAUUUGGAGAGAUUCUAGGACUCCUAAACCUACUUUCCUAUGACAAAAAAGACACUGUAUUAUGGGAAAUAAUGUAUUGUGAUCUGGCUGUCGUACCCUCUCAUGAGACAUAGUGAAAUAUGUUUACAUUCUGUCUCUAGAACACUGAACAUAGCUCUUUACUGCAAGUAUUCUCCUCUUGCUCUGAUGAGCACUCUGUGGAUUCCAUAAAUACAGCAAGAGCAGCGAGGUCACAUGGAUCAUAUGUGCUACAGUCAAGUGUUUGGAAAGAGGGAAAUGUUAUGAUGUACUUUUUGUCUGUAUCCAGUGUGUCAAAGGGAUUGGAUUACCACUUGGCAGUUGUAUUGUGAUCUCUCAUUACUUUGUAGUGAAUUAACCAUUUCAAACCCCCUAGACAUUGCAUUCUAUUGCAAACAGCACUAGUCUACCAAGCAGAUAAAAUCACCCUGGGAUUCAUUUCUAUUUUUAGAAAUGUGUUUAUCAAGUGGAGAACUCUAACUUGCACCCAUUGAUAAAUACACUUCUAAUAUCCCAUAGGAAAAAAUUAAAAGUGGGUGAUUUUUUGUGGUAAACUCUAAUCUCACAUAUUUUUAAAAUCUGCCCCAUAAUCUAAAAUAUCCUGACUAUCUUGGCAGAUGAUUCUUAUUUUUAUUCUAAAACCUCUUUAGGUGUCAAUCAGACGACUCUACAGUUAUGUUUGCUAGUCCUACUGGUUUUACAGUGCCUUUUCACCAGCAACAAAGGGAAGCGCCGGUGGAAAGUCCUACACAUCGCUUUGGUUUUCUGUAGGCCCUUCCACUGGCAGGUACCUUUGUUGUCUGUGAAAGGGCAUUUUGGAGAGAUUAGUUGCCCACAGUAGCUGAAAUCUAUGGCGGGCGACUAAUCCCUCUGUGGCACAUUACCCUCAGUGGCAUAUUUAUCAAGCUACUUCACUCUUGCUUCAAAGCCCCACUGAUUUUAAUGGGUUGCACCAGGUCUAAGGAUCAAAAUAAUGAUGUACGUUUCUGGAGAAAUUUAAAUACAAAGCUUCAUAAAUAUCACCGCUUUGACAGCUAAAUAAAUAGCUUUUGUAUUAUUGUAUGCAGCCUGAUGAGGUGUUACAUAUUCCUUUCACUGUCUGAGUGUACAUAUAAACACAGACUCUCUUCUGUGGGAGCCUUUGUACUGUCAGUUGCUGUCAUCAAUGUGUUUUAUGCUGUUUAGUACAAAUAAAUACCCAAAUAGACUCUU